Molecule: messenger RNA, 2019 nt
Organism: Alternaria rosae
Lineage: Eukaryota; Fungi; Ascomycota; Dothideomycetes; Pleosporales; Pleosporaceae
Exons: 2
Coding region: 397-1842 (481 amino acids)
Molecular function (GO): oxidoreductase activity
Source: RefSeq, a predicted model, not a curated record
AUUUGUCGGUAUUAAGGAUGCGUUCUGUUUAACCUAGCACUAGGUGUAACGCUAUGUCGGAACCGGCUCGCUCUUGCGGCUCGAAAUCUGUUCCGCACUAGUACGCGACGAGUCUACCCGGAGUGGUGACAUCAACGAACAUGCGUCAGUGCCUCCUGCAUCUUCACGCUAUCUCGACAGCGAACUCUUCCGUGGCAGUUUCCUGGCAAGAUCGAUCGCGGGGCGAUCGCGGCAAAAAUGGAAGUGGAUCCCUCAUACCCAUGCACGCUAGGGCCUCGGUAUCAUAUGACGGACCAUCUUCGCCGUACAUCGUGUAAUAGUUAUCUCUUGUCGAAUAUCUGAGUGUUUGACGGUGUCGACAACGUUUACCUGUGUUUCGCUCUCAUUUACCUAGAUAUGGCUAUGCCAAAUCUGUUUCAGAGGCGAACAGCCAACACUAAAGAUUGCUGGGGAUACCGAUUCGAGUGGACGCCUGAACAUCUUACACCGGAGCAAAUGAGGCCCAUGAAGUUCUCGUAUGAUGUUUUGGCAGAGGAAUGUCUUGAUCGUUUGAACGCUAUCUCGCCACCGCACAAGGGUGCUCUGCCAAGGAAUGACAGCAACCGCGCCGCGCUAUCAUCAGUUCCGGGCACCGAAGAAGAGAAAAAAGAGCCAUUGCCAGUACCCAAGAGAGAUCUAUACACUUUGCUGGAAGAACAUCACAACUCCGAUCCUAAGCUUGCGGAACUGUGGCGCGAGGUGCACACCGUACCGGACUGGGUAGACUGGGAACAAAUCGCAAGAGGACAGGAUGUGUUCUAUCGAUAUGGCGGACCCGCCUUGACUGGUCUCACUUUUCAGUCACUCUUAGGUGGCAUGGGCGCUGCGCGAGUGGUGGAGACAUUAGCCAGAACAGGAGGCUUCAGUACGAAGGUCGCAAGAGGGAGACUCUUUGAAACUACACAACACAUCCUCCAAUGCACACGAACACUGGAUGGACUCAAACCAGGUGGAGAAGGGUUUGCCUCAUCAAUACGCGUUCGCUUUCUACAUGCCGCAGUCAGGCAGCGCAUCAUGAAACUCGCAAACGAACGGCCCAGCUACUUCAACGUGGAAGAAUGGGGAAUUCCAAUAAACGACCUGGACCAAAUCGCAACAAUUGGAACCUUCUCUUCAACUUUGAUCUACCUCAGCUUCCCCCGCCAAGGAAUCUUCCUACGCAAGCAAGAAAUCGACGACUACCUAGCCCUAUGGCGCUACAUCGGCUACCUAAUGGGCACACCCGACGAAUGGCUAUCUACCUCAACCAAAGCCAAAGCCAUCAUGGAAUCGCUCCUUUACCACGAAGUCGACCCCUCGGAAAUGUCGAAAACAAUGGCCAACAACAUCAUCUUCGCGCUCAAGGAAGAGCCCCCAACCUUCUCCUCCGCAGACAUGCUAACCGCCAGCGCCCGCUGGCUAAACGGCAACGCCCUCUGCGACCGCCUCGGAUUGAAACGCGUUUCUGCAUACUACUGGUCCCUUAUGGCGGGGCAGUGUCUCUUCUUCAUCUUCUACUGCUACACAUAUCGCUUGUUCCCUAAUGCAGAUCGCAGGAGGAUCGACCGCGCGAAAGAGAUUUUCUGGACGCUGAUAGUGAAGGCGAAGUGGGGAUUAGCAGGGACGGAAACGUCGUUUGACUUCAAGUACGUGCCGCAGUAUGAUACGUUGACGCAUUUGGGGGAUAUUGGUGAGAGGAAGAAGGUGGCGUUUAGUAAUGAGAUGAGGAAUUUGAAGGCGUUGGGGAUUGGAGUGGGGGUUCUCGCGGUGGGGACGUUGGUUGCGGUUAAGAUUGCGGUAAGAGUUGUUGGGAGGUUGUGGUAGAUAUUCUUGUAAAGGGUUUGUAUGAUAUCGGGAUAUGAUGGGUUGAGGGCUCUGUUAUUAGACUUGAAGUUCGACGAAUAUACCCAAGUGAAGUUACCGGUCACUUCUACCCUGUCCCAUCUUUUCAUAUAGCUUUACUUCGGUAAGAAGUUCGCUCACCCUCACGUUGUUCCGUAG